Scatophagus argus is the source of this 2867-nucleotide messenger RNA. RefSeq names its product fascin-like. Gene Ontology annotation, molecular function: protein-macromolecule adaptor activity; actin filament binding. The transcript is spliced from 6 exons. Gene Ontology annotation, biological process: actin filament bundle assembly; cell migration; establishment or maintenance of cell polarity. The coding region runs from base 108 to 1595 and encodes 495 amino acids. The record is from RefSeq and is a predicted model, not a curated record. NCBI's taxonomy places the organism in Eukaryota, Metazoa, Chordata, Actinopteri, Scatophagidae. Gene Ontology annotation, cellular component: cell projection membrane; ruffle; microvillus.
ACCAUCCUAUUGGCAUACAUGUGGAAGCAGGCAGUUGAUGCACCUCUACCGGAGGGAACAUCAGCACAGGCACAGCAUCUUUUUUCUUCUCCUGACACACGACAAUCAUGUCCACAAACGGCGCCGACGGGGACCUGCUGCAGAUCCCCCUGGGGCUCAUCAACAGCGUGGGGAAGUAUCUGACCGCGGAGACUUUCGGCUUCAAGAUCAACGCCUCGGCCAGCAGUCUGAAGAAGAAGCAGACCUGGACCCUUGAGCAGACCGGGGAGGACGGCAGCGCCGUGUUCCUCCUGUCCCACCUGGGCCGGUACCUCGCCGCGGACAAAGACGGCAACGUUACCGCAGACAGCGAGACGCGCGGCAGGGACUGCCGCUUCGUCAUCACCGCGCACGAGGACGGGCGGUGGUCUCUGCAGUCCGAGCCGUACGGCCGGUACCUCGGCGGCAGCGAGGACCGGAUCACCUGCUUUGCGCAGACCGCGUCCCCAGCAGAGAAAUGGAGCGUGCACCUGGCUGUGCACCCGCAGGUCAACCUGUACAGCUUUGCGCGCAAACGCUUCGCCCACCUGAGCGCGCAAGGGGAGCGGCAGGAGGUGUCAAUAAACCGGGAUAUUCCCUGGGGGGUCGACUCGCUUGUGACUCUGGUCUACCGUGACCAGCGCUACCACCUCGAGACCUGUGACAACCGCUUCCUCCGCAAUGAUGGCAGCCUGUCCGCAAAAACGGACAAGGAUACGGGCUACAUGCUGGAGUUCCGUUCAGGAAAAGUGGCAUUCCGCGACUGCAACGGUCGCUACCUGGCGCCCGUGGGCCCAACCGGCACAAUGAAGUCUGGGAAAAGCACCCGGGUUGGGAAGGAUGAACUGUUUGGCCUGGAGCGCAGCCACGCGCAGGUCGUGCUGACUGCAGGCAACGAGAGAAACGUCUCCACGCGGCAAGGCAUGGACCUGUCAGCCAAUCAGAACGAGGAAGGGGACCAGGAAGUCUUCCAGAUGGAGAUGAGCCGCGAGGACAGGAAGUGUGCCUUCAGAACCUCCGCUGGGAAAUACUGGACUCUGGCAGCAAGUGGAGGACUGCAGUGCACCGCCUCCACCAAGUCGGCCAACACUUUCUUUGAACUGGAGUGGCAUGAAGGUCGCGUGUGUGUGCGUGCAGCUAACGGCAAAUAUGUGAUCGCUAAGAAGAACGGGCAGCUCGCUGCUACUGUUGACAAUGCAGGGGAGGCUGAACAGUUCCUGAUGAAGCUGAUCAACCGUCCAAUCAUCGUCCUUCGCGGAGAGCACGGUUUCAUCGGCGCUCGCAAAGCUGGAAUGGCGACCCUGGACUCCAACCGGGCAUCAUACGAUGUUUUCCAGCUGGAGUUCCACAAUGGAGCUUACUCCCUCAAAGACUCCCAGGGGAAGUAUUGGUGUGUUGGAGACGACACGGCGGUGGUGUGCAGCAGCUCCACACCUGUCCAGUUCCUGUUUGAGUUCUGUGAUCUUAACAAGAUGGCCAUUUGUGCCCUGGGGGGGAAGUACCUUAAAGGAGACCAUGCCGGUGGGCUAAAGGCCAGCGCCGACUCCCUGGACAGCGCCACCCUUUGGGAAUACUGAGAAAGCACAGCCGGACUUCUCUACUGUCUGACACAACGCUUCAAACUAUUGAUAGAUACUCUUGGUAGCUGUUUUUUUUUUCUUUUUUGCAUAUGUGUGUGUGUAAUUGUGAAUUUGUCUGGAUGGAUGUGUGGUGGAAAUUGGAGCUGACAAACUGUAAGUCACAGCACCAAAGCACUAUAGGUGUUUAAUUUUGUAUUAUUUUUCUUUCUCAAUCAGUAUCUCUUCUUAUUGGGCUUUUUACUGGAGUUUUGGAUUUACGUCGACUUGUCGUUUUAAUGAAUGUACCAUGGUGUGGUUGCACAUUGCUUGUUACACUUCCAGUCAAAUUUACCCAAGCUGUACUUGAUAAAUGUGAGGAUGACCGCUGUUACUACUUUUGCCUGUCCGUGGUGAGUACUGGUGUUAAACGAACAUGUAGAACGCUAUAACUCAUGACCUACAAUAUCUAACCUUCUCCCGCUAAAUGUCCUGCCGGCUCUAUUUCACUGCAUUCAUUUCCUGUUCUCUUUCAAACCGUAAAGCAUAACACACUUCAGAUAAAGGGAUGUUACUGUCUCUGCUGUAAAUAAGGCUUUCUUUUUCACUUAAUGUGUCAAAAACAUAGUAACCAUAGGAAACAAAAUGGGGACGUGAAAGAAACAGGAUGUGGCUGACUGAUUUUCUCCGCCUGGAUGUUACCUACUGCUCCUCUCCAGUUUUCCUGUGUCCCUCUUAGAUGUGCAGACAGAUGAGAUCUGUAUGCAGACAGUGCAUCUAGAGAAAGUGGGCAAAGGUGUCUCUUUGAGUCUAUAAUCCACUCUGCUCUUUCUGGUUCCUCAGAUUAGUGUAAGGUUUUCAGUCAUACUUCAGGAGGGACAAAGGAAAGGAAAUGACGAGUGUGAGGAGCAAUGGUCCUCAAAGCGCUUUCUUUUCAAAUGAAUGAAUAGGAGGUGAUGGGUAAGGCCUACUUACUACACAUUCAAAUGCACAGAAAUUCUUACACGUAUGCAGUCACGGGUACAUGAAUUCCAACUGUGACACUAAAACUGCACAUUAAUGUAGUGUCCAACUGCAAGAAGUCAAAAGCACAUGUUUGUUGGGAUGAAAUGUCUGCCUUAGAUUGGGUGCUGCUGCUGCUACUGGUGUUAGACACAACGACGGAGUCAGUCAUCUCUCUGGCUGUUACUGUGCCUGUGCCUUCCAUAGAGCGUUUCAGUCUUUUUCAUGUUCUUACAUUUGAACUGAAUGACCGAGUAAAAACCCACAAUAAAGUUUUCCCUCUGAACAGUG